Botrytis byssoidea is the source of this 744-nucleotide messenger RNA. RefSeq lists its product as uncharacterized. Gene Ontology annotation, cellular component: plasma membrane. The transcript has 4 exons. The record is from RefSeq and is a predicted model, not a curated record. Gene Ontology annotation, molecular function: acetate transmembrane transporter activity. Bases 1 to 744 code for a protein of 247 amino acids. NCBI's taxonomy places the organism in Eukaryota, Fungi, Ascomycota, Leotiomycetes, Helotiales, Sclerotiniaceae.
AUGGUUCCAAACACAGCAUCAUUCGAUCAGGCCUCUAAGAUUGAACAAUCUAAUGGCGAAAAUUCCACACAUCUUGAGAGGCUGCAAACUGAUGGCGGGCAUACGGACGACCGAACGCAGCCCUCUCAUCCUAUUGUCCAUCGACGAUUUGCAAAUCCUUCUCCAUUAGGAUUACUUUCGUUUGCCAAUGGCAUGUUCUUGAUCUCCAUAUUCGGAGUUAAUGUUCGUGGGGUAGCGACUCCUAAUGUAUUAAUUGGAGUCCUGGUAUUCUUCGGUGGAGUAUGCCAAUUCAUCGCGGGUAUCAUGGAAUUUUUUAGCGGCAGCACUUUCGGAGCAACGGUGUUCCCCAGCUAUGGCGCAUUCAAUCUCUCUUAUGCCAUGGUAUAUCUACCGGGAUCCGGAAUCAUGACAGCAUAUACCGAUCCAAAGACUAGCCAACUCAAUGAUCAGUUUACGACUGCCCUGGCUAUGUACCUAUGGGCGUGGUUUAUCCUAACUGUAAUCUUCACUGUGGCUGCCAUGCGCUCUUCUUGGAUCCUGUUCCUGGAUUUGGUUUUCCUAGAUCUUGUUCUGAUCUUGCUCGCGUGCGGCUACAUGUUAGAUAUGAAGAGUCUAGAGACGGCUGGAAGCGCAUUGGGUUUUGUGGUUGCUUUCUUGAGCUAUUGGGCUGGGACAGCUGGACUUUUUGCAAAUGGUAUCACUCCCAUCAACAUCCCCGUAUUUCCAAUGUACAACGGUACUUGA